AGCAUACCAAACAAAGGAUUCGCAAUAUGUAUUUCGUAAGCGAAUGAUCGGACUUGACCGGCCGGACCAACCUAUAAACUCUACACAGAUGCUCGAACAGCCGUCACCCUCCCAAACCCGCCAUAGCCAAUUGAUCAACCAGUCUGGUCGAUCCGCUUACCGAGACUUGGCGAGAGGAGGGUAUGGGAGCGAAUUUUUCUUGAUUUUCAAACUGUGCCAGUGCUUCUGUAUCUUUGCAGCCAAUAGCUUAGAUAAUCUCGGUGAGGAUAUUCUAACGCGGGGAGAAGAUAUAGAGCAAGAGAUCGAGGUUGCGAAUUCGUUAGUGGGCGCGUGACGCACGAUCAUGCUGUGACGUCACAUUGUCCAUUCCCGGAUUCUUUGGAUUACAAAGAUAAUUGACUUUGUGCACGCGAUUAAUUUUUUAGACGUGACUAAUUGACUUUUUGUGCAUCGAAUUGUGUCUGUUUGAUAUAUUUCGUUGAAAUGACAGAACUUCACGCUGAAGGAUGGAUAUAGGCAUAUUCUUUCGGUUAUUUCUGACCGUUUGUUUGGUGGUGAACGGAAUUGUGGCCAAAACUGGAGGCGGAACGCACACGGCGAGAAAGAUAAUCCAAAACCAUGGCCGGCAAACUGGCAGUCGCGGCAGUAAUACGGGUACCGAUAACGGAUUCAAUGGACGAUAUUCAGAUGUUGACGAUGAGGACUUGCCCGACGAGCAACGGCUGGUGAAGAGAGUGUUUGCCUAUACCGACUACGACAACACCGUCAGACCUGUCUACAAUGCUACAGACAACGUGGUGGUGAGGUUCGGGCUCACACUAAUACAGGUCAUGGAUAUGGAUGAGAAGAACCAAGUCAUGGUGAAUAACGUUUGGCUUACCCAUGAAUGGCGAGAUGAGCGGAUCUCGUGGAAUCCGGCCGAUUACAGUGGAUUGGAGAAGAUAAGGAUACCUGCGGCCAAGCUUUGGCUCCCCGAUAUCGUGCUCUAUAACAAUGCGGACGAUUACACGACUGGUUACAUGCCAGCCAACGCCAUGGUCGACUACACGGGAAACAUCUUCUGGUCCCCUCCGGCCCGGCUAAGAUGUUCCUGUAAAGUUGACAUUACCUACUUUCCAUUCGACGUCCAGGGAUGCAAGAUGAAAUUCGGAUCCUGGACCUACGACAAAAGCCAAGUGGACUUGGUAAACUCAUCAGAAGCGGUUGAUAUGGGCGCUUACAUCACUAACGGGGAGUGGAAAAUCGUCGGGACUAAAAUCAUACGGAAUGAAGUCACGUAUCCCAUUGGGAGCGAGAUAUACCCAGAUGUUACUAUCACCAUCGUCAUCAGCCGCCGCGUCCUCUAUUACAUCAUCAAUAUCAUCUUCCCGUGUGUGUGGUUAAAUGUGCUCAGCCUGCUUGCCUUUUGUAUUCCGCCGGACUCCGGCGAGAAGGUGACUCUUGGGAUCACGGUGCUACUCUCCUACUCGGUCUUUAUGCUGCUGGUUGCCGAUAGUAUGCCCGCCACGUCAGAGUUUGUGCCACUGAUAGGUAUAUAUCUGACGGUCUCAAUGGCGGUUACUUCCAUAUCUGUCAUUCUUACAGUCUUCAUAUUAAACCUUCACCACUGUGGACCGCAUCAGAAGAAAGUCCCAAGCUGGCUCCGCAUAUUAGUACUCCAUCACAUCGCAACCGUAUGCGGAUUUAAAUGUUGUCAUCAUACGCCCAAAGAGCGGCGCAAAAUACCUAUCAUAUACGAGACGAACUCUAAUAACCACAGAGCGAAUAACAUCAGAUCAGAACCGUCAGAAGUUUUCACAAAACUUGUUGGGCAUGACCCAACGCAGGGCGUGAAUGCUGUGCGAUUUACUCCUGAAUACAGCUCGCCGCGGAAUUCAACACGAGAUCUGAAAGAUCCGUACGGGGAUGGAUUUGAUGAUGUGGACGAAAAACGACUGACUCCUUUGGAAGAAAUAUUGAAAUAUCUUAGAAUUAUGGUGAUGAAGAAGGACGAGGAUGAUAACGAGGUUGAUAUCGUGAAUGAGUGGCGUCACGUAGCGGCCGUAAUGGACCGGGUGUUUUUCGUUGUAUUCAUGACUCUUAUGACCCUUUCCACCACGACGUUACUUGUAUUCAUCCCUCUCGGUAGGCCUGAUUAUCAUGAGCCAUUAGACCGAUGAUACAGAAAGGAAAACUUAGGAUGUUUAUGCAUUUGUGCCUUGGGAUAAGCGGCCAUGUUUUUUUGGGAGAGAAGAUGGCGUCCUGUGUAACCGCCAUCAUGUGAUCUACUGAUCGAUCGGUACUGCGCGGUGUCAUGUUGCCAAACGGAAUACCAAUUAAUGCAUGAGUGAUGGUUUUAAAAUGGCUCAGCCAUCGAUUUGCCGUGAUAGCCGAUUCUGGAUGAGGGAUUGUCAUUCACUGAUUACUAAUAAUGUAUUCAUGGAUUAAUGCCUAGCUGCAGAGCAUGUCAGAUCGACUGGAUUUAUGAGAGAUUUUUGGCCUAGAAAGCCCCGUUCAGAUCGAAGCAGACCGCAUUUUCGCAAAUUUUAAAAUGGGAGAGCAUGGGAUACGAUUGUUCGUAGUGUCAUUGUAACUGAGAACCACAUGUAAUUGGUCUCCGGGCGGUGCCCAUUGUUACUUUAAAAACGGCCUCACUAUUGCGCCUUGUACUCAAAAGUUCUGAAACACAAUAUAAUGGUUAUGGAUAUGUUCUUCUUUAAAUGUGCACAUUUUCUAUCCACGGCCUGUGGAUAUGUAAUUUAAAUUUCUUCAUCUCGUUGUUGCCGUUUUUUGCCUUUUGUGUCCUUUUUUCAAGGACAAAAAAUCGACUUCACUAGUACGAAGCGUUCACGUUCGAUUCAAUUAAAUUGAUAUGGCAUGCAGUCGUGCUGUUUUUACCGAUUACUGAAAAUAACGAAGAUUGCUCAGACAAUCUACGAUGAAGGCAUCAAGCAGAGCGCUGAGAUUGGACUCUAUUCUCAAGGGAAUUAUUUGAAUGGAGGACACAUGAUGAUAUAGAAAUCCGUUGCAUUGAGCAUUUUUGAAUAGUUUUUACCAAUUAUCUAUUCAAUGCAGCUGUGAAAUAAUUCUAGUUGUAAAUUAACUGUGUCCACGUGAUUUAGGGUAGUUUCGUCUGUCUGUAAAGAUAUUGCGACGAAGUAGCCCAAAUCACAUGACGACAAGACAAACACAGCUGUGGCUGCGGUAGUGCAUACCCCUCCACGAAAUGCAAGGAGGCGUUAAUCAGAACCAGGGAGCAAAACCCAUAUGGGCGAACGGAUACCAACUGCCCGACCACUACCUGCCGCAGCGACGGACGAAAAAGUGGACUAUACGGCGGCGACGCAAUCCAGGCUAUGUUUGAAUGGCGACGAUGGGUAACAGUUACGAUUCAAAAAUGAACAACGACAUUUAGUAAGUUGCCUUGGUAUCGGGCCGACCUUGUGAUCAAUUUUCUACGGUUUGAAAGAAAAGUUAAGGUUAUCGUGAUUUUUAUUAGGGCCACAACGUGCAAUUAGUUGUGACAGCACAGUGAUUUUUGUAAAUACGUAAUACGGUAAACACUUAGAUUACUUUCAAAACGGAGACAAAUCCUCCUGUCUACAUGAAUGUGCACGCGCUGUUUGCCUCGUAUGACCAUUUUUGUAAUCUGCUGCCAACAGCAAAUACAGCAGUCUAAGAGUUACACUGAAAUGAUGAGCUCCAAAAAACUCAUAAGUAAACUUUUUUCAUUAACGGACUGCUUGGCUAGCCCCUCUUACGCUGUAUUCAGUAUAUAUAAAGGGUGUAAAUGGUAGAUAUGUAAAUGAAGUCGAAUUCUUAUCAAUAUUAUUGCUGUAAAUUUGAGGAAUAAA
Messenger RNA from Lineus longissimus, 3833 nucleotides. RefSeq names its product neuronal acetylcholine receptor subunit alpha-10-like. Lineage: Eukaryota; Metazoa; Nemertea; Pilidiophora; Heteronemertea; Lineidae. Gene Ontology annotation, cellular component: synapse; postsynaptic membrane; plasma membrane. Gene Ontology annotation, biological process: regulation of membrane potential; chemical synaptic transmission; monoatomic ion transmembrane transport. The coding region runs from base 507 to 2159 and encodes 550 amino acids. The record is from RefSeq and is a predicted model, not a curated record. The transcript is spliced from 7 exons. Gene Ontology annotation, molecular function: transmembrane signaling receptor activity; acetylcholine-gated monoatomic cation-selective channel activity.